AUGUCUGUGCCACCGCACGAAGCCGAGACAAGUCCGACUGGGCAGAAAGUUCGAGAGUCCUGUAAUGCGUGCAGUUCGCAAAAGAUCAGAUGCGCUCAGAAAGGGGUUGAAUGUGUUUAUGGCAUGUCAAAGCGCACUGGUCGUCGGAAGAGGUCGCCACCCUCAAGCCCCUACGCGGCGCCUCGUACGUCGUCGCUUGAUGUACCAGCUGCCAUGACCGAUGAGCUUUGGGCGUCACUUACUUCGUUUGACAAUAUGUCAUACUCAUUCGGCACUUUCUCUCCGGAUCGCUCCAAGGAUGCCAUGGAUCUGGACAUGCCAUACUUCGACCCAUCGAUCUGGGGUGCCGAUCCUAUCGACACAAUGAGGCCUAAGCAGGACUCGGUCAGCUCAUCGCUGAGUUCAACAAGCAUAGCGUCUGACAAUGACGAUGCCAUCGACAGUCUGUUCAAUCUGUCUUCGACAACGUCGAACCAGUUCUCGCCGUCCUUGCCGACGCCGACACAGACACCUCAUCCACCAAUCUAUCCUCAAAGUUUUGACCCCUGGAGGCCUACACCCGCCUCUACCAUUGCAAGCACAGGAAGCGGCGCAGGUUCCAACCGCUGUGGAGGCCUUAUCCAGGGAUGUAUCUCCUCGGCCUUGCAACUAGUCGCCGACCAACAUGCUCGACCCUGUCCUGCCGGCAGCAUGAGUCGCGAUAUCGACACAGUGCUUGAGAGUAACCGCAAAACACUCCAGAAGUUGUCGAGGAUUCUAGAAUGCCCCUGCUCCAACGAACAAGAAGUCCUCAUACCUGUCUUUCUAGCUGCGCAUCAGACAAUUCUGUGGUACGAGGCCGCCCUAUGCGUGGACUCCCCGCUGUCGCCGUCCACCUCCUCCCUGUAUCUCUCUCAGGCGAAUACUACCGGUCGAGCAGUAACCUCACAAGCCAAGAUGGGACAAUACUGCCUAGACGCCGAUACCCAACGCCUUGUGCACGCACAUGGCGUCUUCUGCGAGCUGCGCACACACUUUAAGCCUUUGAUGAAACAGAUCCAACGACGCAGUGCCCGACAAGAAGAGCACGGUCUCAGUCCACGACAUGACAUGGGAGACCACGACUCUUGGGAUGUCGUGCAUCGCUACGACCAGGCACUGCGUGCCAAGCUCAGCGCAGUCGUCAACAAAGCUAAUACCCUCAAGAGAGGCUGA
This is a messenger RNA of Zasmidium cellare ATCC 36951, 1194 nucleotides long. RefSeq lists its product as uncharacterized. Gene Ontology annotation, molecular function: DNA binding. The coding region runs from base 1 to 1194 and encodes 397 amino acids. Gene Ontology annotation, cellular component: nucleus. The transcript is spliced from 3 exons. NCBI's taxonomy places the organism in Eukaryota, Fungi, Ascomycota, Dothideomycetes, Mycosphaerellales, Mycosphaerellaceae. Gene Ontology annotation, biological process: regulation of DNA-templated transcription; aflatoxin biosynthetic process. The record is from RefSeq and is a predicted model, not a curated record.